Funneliformis caledonium is the source of this 639-nucleotide messenger RNA. The record is from the annotation of a GenBank genome assembly. NCBI's taxonomy places the organism in Eukaryota, Fungi, Glomeromycota, Glomeromycetes, Glomerales, Glomeraceae.
AUGCCUCUUCCUAAGAAAGGUUUAGUUAAGGAAGGAUCUUGUUCGUCUUCAAUGCAAAGAUCGAUUUUUAACACAAAUGUUAAAAAUGUCGAUGAAAUGAAAGCUCUCACGACUUGUUCACCGAAAGAAUUGAAGGAAAAGUUGGAUAAAAAUAAUAAAUUACUAGAAAACGAGGAGAUCAUUUCAAAAUUAGCCGAUAAAGGGCAAAAACUUCGUGAAAGGAAUAAACUUAUUAGUGAAUUACUUCAGAAGCAUGAAUCAAACCUUUCAACCUCCACUAGUGAAUUGGAAAAUUUGAUAAGCAAGAUGAACAUUUGUGAGGAAGGCGCAAAACAAACUUGUGUAAUGUCAAAGAUAACUCCUGUCUCGCUUGGGAAUAAAAAAAAAGGCCGAUUUUAUAACCCAAGUGCCAAAGCAAAUCAAAUUUCAAUUGAAGAGUCCAUUAAAUUACAAGAAUGUCAAGAAAGGUUACAACAGGAAAUUCGAAUACAUGCAUUAUCCGAGAAAUUCCAACACAAGACUGUAGACAAAAAGGAUCUUGGAUCCAAAACAACUCAUUAUGAUGACAUAUCUGAAGGAUCAUAUGAUUCUGAUUCAAGUGACGAGGAUGAGGAUGAGGAUGAUAACGACGAUCAAUAA